UCAGCCAUGUGGUAGGCCGGUGAACUUGAACUUGAAAUGUCCGCCCGAGUUUCAUAAGAUUAUUGGUGCACAUAUACUUCAAAAAUGAGCGUGGAUAACCUUUUCCUGCAAUUAAGGAUUUUGACUCAUCGUCUUCUCUCAAACAAUAAGAAGAAAACACAGCAGAUUUUGUUCAAACGAGCUACAACGCUAGCUGAAAAGAAGGGGGACGCCUUCUGGCAGACAGCGAUUGUCCGAAAACUUUUAGACCAAUUUGGAAUAUUGAAUGAUUUGACAAUUAAGCAGUGCAAUGGUGUUGUUGCACAGCGUUUACGGAGAACAACACAGAUUUUGUUUUUGUACAGAAGAGUUUACGGAGAGUCUGUGGUUCGGAUCAUUAACAGAUUUAGUGAUCCCUUUAUGAGAAAUGGAAAAAUCAAGAGUGCGUUUUGUCUUUACGGAGCAGCUUUGUUUUCUUGGCAAAAUAACCAACUAACUGACUCUGAUCUAGAAAGCUGUAUUGAAGACAUGAAACACAUACAGGACAUGUUGAAUGCAGACUCCGAAAAUGGUGCAGGAAGUGAUGUAGACAAUGGUUCUCAAAGUAGGGGAAAUGAAAACAAUGUCAGUCAGGGUGACAGUUGUGUCAGCCGUUACUUGGAGACAUGGUCCUGUGUCAUGAAUAACCCCAAUUUCAAACUUUGGAGCAAACCUGUCGAAGGAUCACGUGUUGAGGAAUAUAAAGUAUAUGGCACAUAUCACGACAUUACACCUAUGUCAUUCUACACAGUACAGGUGGACUUGCAGUAUAGAAAGAAAUGGGACAAACGCGUCGUCAAACUAGAUGUGGUUGACCAGGACAAAGGGUCAGGAGCAGAGAUAGUUCACUGGGUUACAAAAUUUGUGUGGCCAAUGGCAGACAGAGAGUAUGUCUUUAUGCGAAGAUACAAGAUUGAUCGUCAGAAGAAUGUGAUGGUGCUCAUGUCUCAUAGUACAGAUCAUCCCAGCAUUCCAGAAAGCAAAAAAUGUGUGCGAAUUACCAAAUACGAGUCAGACCUAGUCAUCAAACCUCAUACAAACUUCAACGAGAAUGGUUUUGACUAUGUUUUGACUUACUAUGAUGAUCCCGAGUCCUCCAUUCCAUCAGUGGCUUAUGAGUGGGUAGCAACUCAAGGCUUACCAAAAUUUCUUGAGGAAGUCCACACUGCUGCGAGAAACCUCCAGGAAACCAAUCAGAACCAGAACAGUUUGAGUAAUAAUGACUCUAAUUCAAACCAGAACAGUUUGAGCAAGUGUGACUAUACGCCAACCAUUGCACAAUACUGCUGAUCAUACUUCUGUACAUAUUUAUACCAAAGCAUUUGCAGCUUCCCUGACUUCUAUGGAAAACAUCACAUGCUUUACAGCAUUACUUUGUUUGUGAUUGCAGUGUCUUAAUAAUCAAUGAUAUUUCUUUAUAAAGUUCAAAGGUAACUGUGAAUUUUAUGAUUUUGUUGGUUUUUUUUUUUUUUUUUUUGUUUGGAAGGUGUAUUGUAUAUUUCAAAGUAUCGAGUUGUGUAUGUGUAAUGUUUUGUAAAUUCCAUAAUCAUUUGAUAUUAUUAUUUCUAAAAGUAUUGCAACAUGUAAUAUUAAGGUUCACUAAUCAUACAGAACCAUCACAGGGAGAGUUUGUGAUUUAAAACAGGACACUGAAGACAACAGAAAAUUUAUUUCUAUUUAUUCCGUUUUAUGUUUACAUCAGGAGGUUAGUAUGUUGAACUCUGCAGAAAUUAAACGGAAAAAAUCAGAAAUAGUAAGCGCUAUAUAUUGAUAUUGAAAAAAGAACUGUUUGGUAUUAUUUAAAGCACUAGCAGUAAGCAUGAUUAAAAAUAAUGAAUUAUCUCUUUGUACCGAAGCCAGAUUGCCAAAUGAAAAAUGUAGUCAAUAAUGUAAACAGUAUAUUUUCCUGCUUCAGUGCAAGCUCAUCCUUUUCUUGCCACCUUCAAAGUGGAAAAUCUUGCACCUUUUGUAAGGACUAUUAUUAUCAACAGGGUUUAUAUGUAAUAAUUUGUGUGCUUGUUUUUCUCAAGAAGUUGUCAGAAAUGACUUCAAGGUGAUGUUGCUUCAUAGUCAAAUGUGUCUGAACUUUCUUGUAUAAUAAUAAUAAUUUCUUGUAUAAGUCUUAGUUUCUAUUUGUGUCAAAAGGUGAAUGGUGAUGCUAUUUUACAGUAGUCACGUAAAAAAAAUCUGUUCUAAGAUUAAAUGUAAUGAUUUUGUUUUCAUUUCAUCAUUUUUGUAAAAAUGAUUUAAUAUUUAGAAACUCAUACCUUGGAUAAGAACAGUACUAGUCACUUGUGCGUCUCUUGUACAAUGACGUGGGUUCACCAAUGAACUCUUUGAAAGUGCUGGUACCUUUGAUUUUUAAUAGGUUAAUGAUUGAUAUUCAUUAAUUGACCCAAUACAUGGCUAUGAUUGAAAAAAAUUAUUGGAAUGACAUGUAAUUUAAUUACAUGAUAUCAUUUCUAUUUCAUUUCAAACUGAAAGUGUAUAAUUUUGUUAUCAGUUUCAAUUUUGUUUGAGAUGUGCUUUUGUUAUU
Ylistrum balloti is the source of this 2554-nucleotide messenger RNA. Its product is annotated as stAR-related lipid transfer protein 7, mitochondrial-like. NCBI's taxonomy places the organism in Eukaryota, Metazoa, Mollusca, Bivalvia, Pectinida, Pectinidae. Bases 85 to 1308 code for a protein of 407 amino acids. The record is from RefSeq and is a predicted model, not a curated record. Gene Ontology annotation, molecular function: lipid binding. The transcript is spliced from 8 exons.